This is a messenger RNA of Panicum hallii, 1387 nucleotides long. Its product is annotated as NDR1/HIN1-like protein 6. The transcript has a single exon. The record is from RefSeq and is a predicted model, not a curated record. Gene Ontology annotation, cellular component: plasma membrane. NCBI's taxonomy places the organism in Eukaryota, Viridiplantae, Streptophyta, Magnoliopsida, Poales, Poaceae. Bases 313 to 1128 code for a protein of 271 amino acids.
CUUCACAGACAAGCCUCCCCUCCUCAGCAAGUCAACCGCCUUUCCACCUCCUCGCCACCGCCCCGUAGUGGGCUAGUGGCGUGACGCCUAGUCCUGCGCCGCUGCGCCUGCUAUAUACAAAGAGAGCCGCGCGGGUCUCUGCAGCAGCCAGCAAGGGACGGAGUGGAGCGGGGAGCACGCACGCGACGCGCAGUGCAGGCAGGCCGCAAGCAAAGGCGGGGCGAGCGGGAGGUGGAGCUAGCGUGACCUUGCUUCCGCCGCGGAGAAGAGCCGGGUGGUGCGCGUAGCAGCUGCUGCUGUUGAAGUCCGGCCAUGGCGGACCACCAGCGGAUCCACCCGGUCGACCUGGAGGCCGGCCGGAACCGCCCGACGGCACCGCUGGUGCCCGGCGGCUCGUUCCGGUCGGACAAGGGCGACCCGGCGCAGCGCGCCAACAACCAACAACAGCGGGGCCACGGCGGCUACGGGCACGGCCCGCUUCCCCCGCCGCCGCGCCGCGUGGCGCCGCCGGCGCCCCUUCCUCCGCCGAAGCGCCGCGGCCGCGGCUGCUGCUGCCGCUUCCUCUGCUGCGUCGUCGCCACCGCGGCCGUGCUGGCCGUCCUCGCCGCGGCGGCCGCGGCCGCGCUGUACCUGAUCUUCAAGCCCCAGGCGCCGCGGUACUCGGUGGACCGCCUGGCCGUGUCCGCGUUCCAGGUCGACCCGUCCACGCUCACGGCGCGGGCGGCGUUCGACGUGACGGUGACGGCGGCGAACCCGAACGCGCGCAUCGGCGUGUACUACGAGCGCGGGUCCAGCCUGAGCGUGUGGUACGGCCCGUACCCCCUGGCGCGGGGCGCGCUGCCGGCCUUCUACCAGGGCCGCCGCAACACCACGGUGCUGGCGCUCGCCAUGGCCGGGGAGGUGCAGCUGGCCAGCGCCGCCGUGUCCGGGAUGCGGGACGCGCAGCGGGACGGGGCCGUGCCGCUGGUGUUCCGCGCCGACGUGCCCGUGCGCGUCGAGCUGGGGAGCCUCAGGCUGUGGAAGGUCACCGCCAGGGUGCGCUGCGACCUCGUCGUCGACAGGAUCAUGGACGUCAGCAGCCCCAUCAAGAUCAAGGCCAGCAACUGCAAGUUCGGCUUCAAGCUGUGACUUGCGAUUCCGUUCGUGUUGCCGCGCUCCUAGAUUUCGUUGGGAUUCCUGUUGGGAAUCGGGAUUGGGAGAUAGAGUUGCUGCGUUCCGAUUGGAUUCUUUUGGGCAGAGUGCUCCUGGCGGUGUGGUUUUUGCACGUACACGUGCGCUCCAGCCCACCCCGUCGUGUUCAUCUUGUGUACAGAUUGUAGCAUACUGUAUCACAUUAUUACUGUUAGAGAGGAAUAAUACUGAUGGCCUUUCAGAGUUCAUUUCACCA